Penicillium digitatum Pd1 is the source of this 579-nucleotide messenger RNA. RefSeq names its product copper transporter family protein. Gene Ontology annotation, cellular component: plasma membrane. Gene Ontology annotation, biological process: copper ion transmembrane transport. NCBI's taxonomy places the organism in Eukaryota, Fungi, Ascomycota, Eurotiomycetes, Eurotiales, Aspergillaceae. The record is from RefSeq and is a predicted model, not a curated record. Gene Ontology annotation, molecular function: copper ion transmembrane transporter activity.
AUGGAAGGCAUGGAUAUGAGCAGCAGUUCUGCCUCAGACGGUAUGAGCUCCUCCAUGGGCUCUAUGAGCAUGACUAUGGUAUUCCACAACACCCACGACACGCCACUUUUCUCCAAUGGUUGGACUCCUUCGUCCUCUGGUAGCUUUGCAGGCACAUGCAUUUUCUUGAUUAUUCUCGCUAUCAUCGACCGAUGCCUUAUUGCUUUCAAAGCAACGAUGGAGCGCCACUGGCUUGCCACACAUCUCCAUCGACGAUAUGUCACUGUGGCUGGCAAAAGCACCGAAGCUGGCAAGAUUGACGCCGACCCAGAUGCGAAAUUUGCAUCCCUUGUCACCGCGCAGGGAGUUGAGGAAUCAGUCAAAGUUGUGCAGAACAUCACCCGCGGGCCAAUUCCCUGGCGGUUCAGUGUUGAUCUACCGCGAGCAGUCCUGUUCCUAUUCAUUGUGGGCAUCUCUUAUCUACUCAUGCUAGCUGUGAUGACUAUGAACGUCGGUUAUUUCUGUUCGGUGCUUGGAGGCGCUUUUCUCGGGGAAUUGGCGGUCGGCCGCUUCAUUCAAACGAAUGAGCACGGACACUGA